Molecule: messenger RNA, 2264 nt
Organism: Gadus macrocephalus (Pacific cod)
Lineage: Eukaryota; Metazoa; Chordata; Actinopteri; Gadiformes; Gadidae
Product: leptin receptor gene-related protein
Exons: 4
Coding region: 142-537 (131 amino acids)
Biological process (GO): negative regulation of growth hormone receptor signaling pathway; late endosome to vacuole transport via multivesicular body sorting pathway
Cellular component (GO): endosome
Source: RefSeq, a predicted model, not a curated record
AGGAAGUCAUCCGAUGAAAGGAAAAGAAAACCCUUUGGAAGGACCCGGAAGAGAGAAGUUCACCAAGUUAAAAACGGAGACUGAAACCAAGACAUCUACCAACAAAGCAUUGAAGGGAUCUUGAAGUAAAAACAUAUUGUAAUGGCUGGUGUUAAAGCACUAGUAGGUCUGUCCUUCAGUGGAGCCAUCGGGCUCACCUUUCUGCUGCUGGGCUGUGCGUUGGAACAAUACGGGGUGUACUGGCCGCUGUUUGUGUUGCUCUUCUACGUGCUGAGCCCCAUCCCAACGUUCAUCGCCAAGAGGCUGAGUGAGGACACCGACUCUGCCAGCAACGCCUGCAGGGAGCUGGCGUACUUCUUCACUACUGGUAUUGUGGUGUCAGCCUUUGGCCUUCCAAUGAUCCUGGCACGCAAAGAAACGAUCCAGUGGGGCGCUUGUGGUCUGGUGAUGGCCGGCAACUCUGUCAUCUUCCUCACAAUCCUGGGUUUCUUUGUGGUGUUCGGAGGUGGGGACGACUUCAGCUGGGAGCAGUGGUAGAGUGGUCUAGUCCAUUCCCCCAGGACGGGGGGGCCUCAAGCUGCAUGUACCACCGGAUUUACAGAGUGAGGUGUGGAUUGUUGGAUGUAUGUAUAGACUAAAGGCAAAAGGUCUGCUGCCCUAUUGAGUGGUGAUCCUGGUGCCUAUAAUGUGGAAUCGAAAAGGCAUGUUACCAAGAAGUUGAUUAUGUAAUGUUUCAAAAAAAUUUACGUAAGGGUACCAGAAGUUAAAGACCUCUCUGUCCCCUUGUUUCUGUGCCUUGACUCUACUGGUCCCCAGAGGUCAAACUCUAAUGUAACUGUACAUUUUUUCGUUCUGUCUUUUGUUUUUAUCUAUAUUUACACAUCUUUCCCCCUAUAUUUAAAUCCCACCUUCACAUAUAUCUGCCUAAACAAUGCUCUGCCUCCUAUCGAGAUGCACCACUGAUAGAAAGGGUCAUAGUUAAAGCGAUAUCCAAAGCACCAAAUAUAGUCGAUCUCCCCCGCCCACCUGUCACCUUCCUACAGAGAAGUUUAAACCAAGGCAGAGAGGGAGGUCAUCAGAACAAAAACAUUUAUGCUAUUUCCAGAUUUCUCAAUAUAGCUCUAUAUGAAAUUUCUCUAUUUUUAUUAGAAUGAUAAUAUGGUUCUAAGUGCCUUUCUGGAAACAAAAUGUCUUUUACAGGAGGAUGCCAGAUUCGGUAGAAAUUAAUAGGAAAUCUUUAUAUUGGAGUACUGCGGAAUCAUUUUAAUAUUGACAUUGCUCUAGUUUUUUCUUUAAUGGCGAUAAAGCUUAUAGAAGAUCCUUAGCCCCAUAUUCAGACGGACAGCAGAGUCCAACGUCAGUGCAACCCUAGCACAGCAGAAUCUGAUUUUUAUGUCAGUUAAUCACAUAAAAUCAGCUAAACCGGACCGUAUGUGAAAGAGGAUUUGCUUAAAUUAAUUUUAUACCAUGAAGCAUAUGUUUACAUCGCAUAUUAGCCAAAGAUUAUACAAGGUUGUAAUACCAAAAUAAAUUAAAUUCAGAAGUGGCGCUGUGUGUCGCUGUUCUGUUCAGUGUCACACACGCACACACACACACACUCACACACACACACACACACACACACACACACACACAUGGGACUGCCAAGAGUGAAAGCAGAAACUAUAAAUUGAUGUCAGAUUAAUCCUACAUGGCAGUUAAAUAACAAACCUGUAUAUACAACCCUGCAGACACCAAGCGGAAGUCAUUGUUGAAUUUGAAUUUAUGCCUUCGUACAUGAAAGUGAUGUGAAUGUAAACAUUUGUUAUUCAAACAUUUCCUAUCAUAUACAAAUUUUUAUAAACACAUUUAUCAGUGCCUAUCAAUUUUGUGUGUGUGUGUGUGUGUGUGUGUGUGUGUGUGUGUGAGAGAGGGAGAAAACUUGGAAGUCAAUUCACCUGUCAGCCGCAUCAACUCCAGUGCAUUUGUCUAAUGUUAAGUUUAUCUUGUGAGUGAAACGAUCUGACGUAAAAGCGAUCAUAUUUCUCCUUUAUAUCAAUGUAUAUCUUUUUUUUCUACUGUAAAUAUUGCUAACUGCUGAAUCUCAAUGUAUUGGCUAAAACCUUCCUAGACUUCACCACAGGGGUAAGGACUACAUACACGGUAAAGGUAUGCAGCCUUAUUAUAAUCUGUUGCUUGAAUCGCUGCACUUUGAGACACUACCUUUGGUGCUGGGGAAGUAUUAUCCCCAGCACAUUAUCACUAAUAAAUAAAUACUUUCACGA